This is a messenger RNA of Ophidiomyces ophidiicola, 1338 nucleotides long. RefSeq lists its product as uncharacterized. NCBI's taxonomy places the organism in Eukaryota, Fungi, Ascomycota, Eurotiomycetes, Onygenales, Onygenaceae. Gene Ontology annotation, biological process: transmembrane transport. Gene Ontology annotation, molecular function: transmembrane transporter activity. The transcript has 4 exons. The record is from RefSeq and is a predicted model, not a curated record. Gene Ontology annotation, cellular component: membrane. The coding region runs from base 1 to 1338 and encodes 445 amino acids.
AUGCCGCAGAUGGUUGCGCUCUACCUACUGGCUUAUCUAGACCGGAGCAAUUUAGGCAACGCGAAGUUGCAGGGUAUCGUCGAAGAUGUUCUAAACGGAAAUGAUGAUGAUUAUGGCUGGGCAGCGAGUGUAUUUUACUUUGGAUACGUCAUAUUUGCAAUUCCUUUUACACUCUACGGCAAGAAAUUCCGUCCGUCCAGAUUUAUGUUUGUGUGUACUCUAGGGUGGGGGAUUGCUGCAUCUGCAGCUGCUGGGGCCUUCGAUUUUCAUGGCCUUGCCGCCUCGAGGUUUUUAAUAGGGCUCUUUGAAGCGGGAUUUGCACCCGGGGCGGUUUUCUAUUUCACUCUUUGGUACACGCGGAGUGAAAUUGCAUUUCGUACCGCGAUUUUUAUCGGAAUGGCUGCUCUCUCCGGCGCAUUUGGUGGUCUCAUCGGCUACGGAAUCUCGCUGAUUAAUACCGGUAUCGGGCAUUGGCGUGUUCUUUUCAUGAUUGAGGGUUUGCCUACCGUGGUAUUUGCAUUCGUUAUCCUUUUCUUCUUGCCAGACCGACCAGAAACUUCGAAAUUUUUCAAAAAUGAAGAAGAACGAGCACUCGCUAUCGAGCGCAUGAACCGGGGGCAAGCAAGCGAAGGUCACAAUAUCCUAGUGAAGCGACAUGUGCUAGCAGCCUUUAUGGACUGGAAAGUACAUUCCUGUGCGCUGGUUAAAAUGGGGCAAGAUGCCGGCCUUGCAAUUGUCUCUACCUUUUUGCCCAAUAUCAUCAGGUCUCUUGGAUAUACUAACUCCCAAGCUCAAUAUAUGACAAUUGGCCCGUACCUCGUUGCCUGGAUUAUGAUGCUCGCCAUCAGUUGGUUUUCGGGCUCUCUAAGACUCCGCGGCCCCUUUCUUAUUGGCUCUACCGCACUUUCUAUUGUAGGCGUGUUCCUUAUAUUCUGCUAUUCCGGGAGAGAAAAUCCAAAAAUCGCACUGGCCGGUAUUUACUUAUUUGUUUCCGGUAUCUUUCCUUGUAUACCAUUGUCCUUGCAAUGGGCAACGGACAACUCUGGAGCGGAGUCGAAGAAGAUAGCCGCAGUUUGUAUCCUUGUUGUUGCGGGUCACUGCUGGAGCAUUCUUGCAAUCAAGAGCUUUCCAGCACACGAAGGACCGAGAUUUAUCCGCGGAUAUGUUAUUGCCAUUUCAUCUCUCUGCCUUAGUUGUCUCGUGUCUAUAAUCCUCUCAGUGUAUUAUAAGCUUGAAAACGCACACCGGGACCAGAAGCAUGGCAACCCGUGUCCAAAUAUGCCAGUCGACACAACCGAAAAUGCCGACAAAGCUCCUAUGUUUCGAUAUAUUUGCUAA